Molecule: messenger RNA, 1140 nt
Organism: Eufriesea mexicana
Lineage: Eukaryota; Metazoa; Arthropoda; Insecta; Hymenoptera; Apidae
Product: zinc finger protein 836
Exons: 2
Coding region: 1-1140 (379 amino acids)
Biological process (GO): regulation of transcription by RNA polymerase II
Molecular function (GO): RNA polymerase II cis-regulatory region sequence-specific DNA binding; DNA-binding transcription factor activity, RNA polymerase II-specific
Source: RefSeq, a predicted model, not a curated record
AUGUUUAAUUCUGUACAAAUAAAACAUGAAUGUAUGGGAAUAGAAGAUGUUAACUCUGGUGAUAAAAUUAAUGCUCCAACUAAUUCCAAAUAUUCAACAUUUAGUCAGGAAAAUGUUGAUUAUAAAUAUAAUGAGUUAUCACAGUUUUGGAAUCAUACACAGUUAUCAAAUGAAAUACACCCAAAAAAUGAAAUUCAUGGCCAAUACAAUUUAUUUCAAACUGAAGAAAAUAAUUGUUUAGCAUAUAUGAAAAAUUGUGUACAAAAUAAUACAAUCUUUCAAGUUAAUCAGGGAGAAAGUUUGAAUCAAAUGAAUCAACAGUGUCAUAUAGAUAUGCCACAAAAAGCUGAACAAUUGCAAUUUUCUCAGAAUAUACAACCAGCAAAGUUUACAAGUCAAAUAGUAACGAUUUCAGAACCUAUAUCUUCCAUAAAAUCUAACCGCCCUGGAAGACCACCUAAAAGUUCUUCAGAAGCAAAUAUAAGAAGAAAACUUAAAUGUCAAUGUGAAAUAUGUUUUAAAGAGUUUGGACAUAAAAGUAAUUUAUUUAUACAUAUGAGAACUCACAAUGGAGAACGGCCUUACAAAUGUAAUCAAUGUGAAAAGUGUUUUACUCAUAGCGGAAAUUUAGCUAUCCAUAUGAGAACACAUUCUGGUGAAAGACCUUAUGGUUGCCAAAUAUGUGGAAAAAUGUUUAGUCACAGUGGAAACUUGUCAACACAUUUAAGAACUCAUUCAGGUAUAAAACCAUAUAAAUGUGCUGUAUGUGGUAAGGAAUUUAGGCAUAGUGGAAAUUUAUCAAUACAUGAAAGGAUACAUUCUGGAAUUAAACCAUUUCAAUGUAAGGUUUGUGGGAAAGACUUUUAUCAUAGUGGAAAUUUAACCACUCAUAUGAAGAAACAUAUUGUAAAUAUUAACACUAGUAUAAAUCAGUGUGAAAAUAAUGAGAAACAAACAGUAUCUGGUGCAGUAAAUAUCAAUGACACUCCACCUAUAAGUUCAUUUAAUAAUCUACCACUCACUCAAACUACUGAUGUUAAACUAAUGCCUAGUGUAAACAACAUUGUUCCUAUAAAAAAUGAAAGUAAUGAUGAUGAAUUAACAAAUACAGUUGGAAUAUUAACAUCAACAACAAAUUAA